GUGACGUGAAUGCAUAUUGUAGCUAGCUCUAGUUGUCGUUUUGAAUGCGAGUAAUUGGGCGGCCUGCAACCACGGACUUACACCCAUAUCGAACUGAGUACAAAUUUGCACGGAAGAUUCACGUUUUACGAAACAGCAACAACGUUUGGUGAACGAGUGACGCCAUCUUUGAAUUAACGUUUUCGGACACCACCAUACCUCAAUAGAACGACCUGACCAGUGGAUCCGUAGUUCCAGCUAUGCAGGUGCAUCAACAGGAGGCUUGAGGAACACUUUCCCAACGCUUCAAGAAAACCUUAGGUGCUUCAGACCUACAAACAAACAAAAACAGUCUCACAAAAAUGGCUGCAUUUCGGACUAGAAGCUGCGUUUUAGCAGUCAAGCUAUGCCUAUGGCUUACGAUCCUUUCCUACACCACAGACUGUGUAGGGGCCCAGUUACCCAAAGUGAACCCAGAUGACUCCAGUACUAUCAUUUGGGGGGAGCUGCCCCCGGUCCCGAUGGCUACCAACAUGACCUCCCCGGGAUCCAGACCCAGUACCCUGGCUGCCAUGGCCGAGGGGUUUGUGGACCUCGUCCAGCCAAAAGGCUUGCCACUUGAUUACAUCCAAUUUGCUCUUGAAACCGUCUACAAUGAAACGUCCUACUAUGAGGAUAAUUGGCAGACAGAGAUGUGGAAGAUCAUGGGUCUUUUCGUGGGCAUCAUCGUUUGUGUCUUGUUUGGCAUUCUCUACUUCAUAAUCCUCCCCUUCGUCGGGUUCAUAUUCAGCUGUUGUCGAUGCUGUGAUCGAUGCGGAGGAAAGAGGGUGCAACGAGAGAGCAAACACAUGGGAUGCAGUAGGGUCACUCUCACCCUCUUCUUCUUCUGCUUCACCGGCAUCAUCUGUGCUGGUAUGGCGUUCACAAAUGUUUCCAACGAAUUUCUCAAGACGUCGGUGACGGUCUUUAAAGACACUGCAGACAACACUCUGGGAGACAUGGAGUCGUACUUGGGUGCUGUAAACGAGCAAAUCGAAUACAUGGUGGACACGGAAUAUGGAUAUGUAGACACGUUACUGACAGAAAACUUGGAAGAAAUUGGAGAUGAGAUAGGUGGGCCUGUAGGAGAUUACCUGCUCGAUGAAGGGGGUCUUCAGCAAGUUCUGGAUUCUAUCACAAAUAUAUCUUCCACUUUCAGCGAAAUGGAGAGGGCAUUGAAUGAGAUUGAGAGCCUUCGAUCAGAGUUGAUCAACCAGUCCACCAUCUUGGAAAGUGAGCUAAACCAGGUGGCCACGAAUCUGGAUGCCAUCAAUCAGGAGUGUAGCACUUGCAUAUCAGACAUAGACAAACUUGUAGUUAAUGUGAACUACACAAAGUUGCCUUCUGUAGAGACGCAGAUAGAUGGAGUUGAAGAAGCGAGCAUGUUGGCUACAAACAUCACCGUGGAGAUCAAUACCGUACUAGCGGACAUUCCAAGCCAAAUCACGGACAUGACAAGCAAUGAAGUACAGGAUGCUCUGGUCCAGCUUGAUGCUGCAGAGAAGGAAGUAACAGAUGCCUUUGACGGCAUCAAUAAAACAAUAUCAGAUUUUGUGGGAACACUUUCAGAUGCCAAGGGCCAGUUGGACGACUCAUGGGAAGAUGUCACAGUUUACUCACAAUAUAUGUACUAUGCGUUGAUAGGUGUGACCUGUACAAUCCUGCUGAUCAUCAUGUUCAACCUGAUCGGCCUUACCAUGGGUACCUUCUCCUACAAGGACGUUCAUCCGAUGGAGAGAUCUAGGAUGUCCAACGCUGGUGGCAACGUCCUCAUGGCUGGUGUGUUCUUCACCUUUGUCUUCGCUCCACUCCUGAUGUUUAUCACGUGUGUUGCCUUCUUCGUCAUGUCUCUGGGAACAUUGACCUGUGAACCCUUGCUGACCUAUGACCUUUUGAGAGUGACCAUCGAUCAGCCCAAUGUGAUAACGGAGGGAUACUAUCUGGGAGGGGUGGUGCUUGAUAACUCUUCCAUCCCUCUGACGGCAUCGGGGAUCUUGACCGAAUGCAGCGAGGGUUCGACGGUUUUUACUGCGUUCAAGUUCGAUGCCAUGUAUGAUUUUGACAGCAUUAAACAGAAACUGGAUGAACUUCAGACCGAGUUCGAUAACAUCACCGACAAGAUCGAUCCCAAAGAUCUCAACUAUGACUUCCCAUUCGCAGAGUUUGCGGAUGAUCUGAACAAACUUAGAGACACCACAGAGUUGGGUUCAAUCAACCAAACUCAAUAUGAUACAUUGCUGGAUGCUGACAUCACUGGCCUUAAUCUGACAGAAUAUGCAAAUAAGCUCCAAGGAAUUGCAGAAGAUCCAGGCACACCGGUGAGUGUGGUAGCAAAUAUAACAGCAGAGGCCGAAGCCAUCAGGAAUAUUCAGGAUUCAACUGUAGAGCCCAUGCAAGCAAACACAAACCAGAUCCAGAUCCAACUGGAUGCCCUUAUGGCUUUGGAGGAACAGUUGGACGCGCAGAUCAACCAGACCAUUGAUGCCAUCGGGAUAGCAGAGUUAGCAAGCAACUCUACCGCAGACGCAGUCUUGAACAUUAGUGAGGAGUAUGCUGAGAGAUUGCUUGGCUAUGGAUACCAGUUCUAUUAUCAGAUUGAAUAUCAGGUGAAAAACGACUUUGCCGAGUGCCAGAUUAUCUCAUCUCUCUACGCCUACUCUAUUCAGUCUACGUGCGACUACCCGAUUGCAUCUUUGAACACGUUCUGGUUCACGGUGGGCUGGUGCGUCUUCUUCUACGUCCCCUCCAUCAUUGUCGCCGUCAAGCUGGCCAAGUACUACCGCAUCAUGGACGAGGAGGCACCCUACCGCGCCCCCAAGAAGUCCAAGAAGAAGAAGAAGCAGGAGCGACGGGAGUCCGACGAGGAAAUGCCCAUGGACGACAUGGAUCACGGAACUGGAUAUGUUGCUCCCAUGCAUGGCAAUAACGGUCAUCAACAAGUGUCUCAUAUCCAGAAUAUCAGAUUACACUGUGUGGGACCAGACAACAUACGUUUGGUAGAUAACGGGCGACCUACGAGUAUGAUGCCCCAGCAGAAUCCUCAUUAUGUGCCAGAUGAACCCAUCUUGGCCUAUAAUGACCUAGGUCGCCCCAUGGCUCCGCCUCCAGCCUACAACCCCGGUUACCCCAAGGGAGCCCCGCCCAAUCUUCCACCAAUCGAGACAACCCACCAAUACGGCCAGAGUGGGUCACGCCCAUCCUCUAGGUACUACGAGGACGUACCCCUGAGGGUCGACCUGAGCUCUCCCCCGCCCUGGAGCAGCAGCAGCGGCGGCGGCGGCGGCGGCGGCAGUGGUGGUGCUGGGAAUAGGAAUUCUUCCAUCAACAUGUAUCAGCAUAACCCCCAACAAAACUACCAGUACUAGACAGGGGCUUAUGCUCAUGGGGUGUGACCAUUGGAAAGGGGGCAUGUCUUCCCUUAUUCUGCACCCCCAACCUAUACAAAUAGGGGCAGGUCUUCCCCUCUUCUGUGCCCCAUUAAGUACUGGUUUAAUCUCGUAACAACCACCAGUACUGGAAGAUUACUCAUGCUUAUGUAUGUAGAAUGUAAGUAGGAAUUAACCAUUUAUCAUUCUAGAGCUCCUCCUUCGUCUUCUUCUUAAAGAAGUUUCAACAUUUAUCCCAAAUGAUUAGAAAUCAGUGCCUUUUCUCUCUCUUUCACAACUUAAUUGAUUCACAUCAUGUGCCUGAUUAUGCUAUGUUGAUAUUAUGUUCCCUGCCGCCACAGCAAUCGCGUUUCAGGCCACCGUGGACAAAACGGGAUGGACGUGAGACGAUGUGGGGACGGAAUGGGCAAACGUGACAGGCCGUCAUUGCCACAGAUGCUGGGCUAGAUUUUUCAACUGUCAACAAAUUUGCCAUGGUAGUCAAGGUGCGGAUAAGAAACCUGGUAGGCCGUAGUAAAACGGGGUGAACGCAACAAAACGUGACACUACGUAAUACAGGGAUGCCAGUUUUCAGGCAAUAGCCUGAAUUCAGGCCCUGG
Messenger RNA from Strongylocentrotus purpuratus (purple sea urchin), 4003 nucleotides. Its product is annotated as prominin-1-A. Gene Ontology annotation, cellular component: microvillus; apical plasma membrane; cilium. The transcript has 25 exons. The coding region runs from base 342 to 3383 and encodes 1013 amino acids. Lineage: Eukaryota; Metazoa; Echinodermata; Echinoidea; Camarodonta; Strongylocentrotidae. The record is from RefSeq and is a predicted model, not a curated record. Gene Ontology annotation, molecular function: cholesterol binding.